Sordaria macrospora k-hell is the source of this 1176-nucleotide messenger RNA. RefSeq names its product mitochondrial 54S ribosomal mL40 domain-containing protein. NCBI's taxonomy places the organism in Eukaryota, Fungi, Ascomycota, Sordariomycetes, Sordariales, Sordariaceae. Gene Ontology annotation, biological process: mitochondrial translation. The record is from RefSeq and is a predicted model, not a curated record. Gene Ontology annotation, molecular function: structural constituent of ribosome.
AUGGCACCUACCAAACCAUCCAAGGACGACACGCCAACCGACCUUGGCGGACCUUGGUGUGCGCCCGGCACCAAGGAGCAGGAGCGCGAAGUGACAACCCAAACAGCCAAGGUGAAAAGGACCACCACGAAGAAAAAUGGCAAGCACUUGCCGCGGAAGGAGCAAAGGCGCGACAUGGACGUUGAUAUCGACCAACUCCGUGCCAAGCCCCGCGUCAACUCGUCGAUGGCUAAACCCGCAGAAAGUCAAGAAAGACAGGCAAGAGAACAUAACUCAACCAGCAAGGCUGACAUUGAGGUUGUGAAGCCUGUCGUGACUCGGCCUCGACCAAAACAACACCGCCAAUCGCCCGUCCCAUCAAAACCGCCAGCACCACCGUUCUGUGCGGGACGCGAGCGCAAAAGCGACUACAAGUACCAAGAAGAGAGACAGAGCGCUUCUUCUUGCGUUAACGAAGCAUCGACGACCACAACAUCGCGCGCAACAACCAGCAAACGAAGUUCGAAGCGCAGCAACCAGAAAUACACGAUACCGAUACUACACCCGCGACUUCGAGUCCCCAAAUACACGCAACGCAACGCAACUAUGUCUUCAACAUUCACAUCCCUCCGUGGCCUAGCCACCCGCCUCUUCGCCGCCGGCGCUCGCCGCCCUUCCCCAUCAUCCCUCCUCACCAAGCCGGCGGCGCAACAACAGCAACAAACCGCUUGCUACGCCACCAAGGGCAAGUCCGGUCCGCCCGCCGGCAUGUUCUCCGGUCAAAAGGCCGGCUCCGCCAAGAAGAAGGGAGGGCCUAAGCAGGUCGACCCGCGCAUCAUCAACAUCCUGCGACACUUUGCCGUGCUGUCGCCCAAGCGCAUCCCGCCUCCUUUGAGGUUUGGCCGCAACAGAUAUCUGCGCCACUGGACGAUCCACCGCGGCUGGCUCCUGUUCCGUCGCCAGCUGCGCGAGCAGCGCGAGCGCAUUCUCAUGCAGCAGUACCAGAGCAUGAGCAACGCGUGCGAGGAGCUGCGCAACACCGAGGGCCCCGGAACGAGGGAGGUCGGAUACCUGUAUCGCGUGGCAAUGCUGAAGCAGGGCGUUUAUGGAUUGAAGUCGGUGCCGAUUGAGUAUGCUUCUAGGGCGUUGGUGGAGACGCCGGCUAGGCAGGCUUGGAACCAUGACUGGAAGCCGUAA